Molecule: messenger RNA, 628 nt
Organism: Drosophila mojavensis
Lineage: Eukaryota; Metazoa; Arthropoda; Insecta; Diptera; Drosophilidae
Product: nitric oxide synthase-interacting protein homolog
Exons: 2
Coding region: 154-600 (148 amino acids)
Source: RefSeq, a predicted model, not a curated record
UCAUUCGCAAAAGAAGUCUAAGAAGGCACUGACGUGCCAUCGUAAAUAAAUGCUUUCUUUAUUAAAACAUUCGACAAAUUAUCCUCAACAUGGCGACCGUGACCAGUCCUUUUAAGGACUAACCGGAUCAACAAAAACAACAAGAACAACAAUAUGAUCAUCAACCGCAACAUUGUCAGCACAAGCAAUAGCAGCAGCAGCAACAACAACCACAACAGCAACAACAACAACAUCAGCAACAACAGCAGCAGCAGGCCCAGAAGUACAGCAGCAACGUCGACGAGGACAACAAGUAGCCGCGCACAUCCAGCGAGAAGGCCAAGAAUGUCAACAGCCGCAUGCUGGCGGCAUAAUACAUCCGCAUCACAUCCGCAUGUGACACAGGAGACACAGCAGCAACAUCAACUGAUACCACCAAAAAAGGAAAUCAAAACAAAACCGGAAGAUACAUGCCCUGCUGACUGCGCUGGACCACUGGAGACGCCUCACUGCGUAUACACAUGUAUGAAAAGGACCAGCACCGGCGCCCCAACAGCCUGUGCGGAACCAGCACCGGCGCCCCAACAGACCAAGUACUAUAGGGCCGGCAGCGCUACAUAGAGCGCGCAACAUAUUUCUAUAUAUAUAU